Aspergillus bombycis is the source of this 792-nucleotide messenger RNA. RefSeq names its product syntaxin family protein. The coding region runs from base 1 to 792 and encodes 263 amino acids. The record is from RefSeq and is a predicted model, not a curated record. The transcript has a single exon. Lineage: Eukaryota; Fungi; Ascomycota; Eurotiomycetes; Eurotiales; Aspergillaceae.
AUGCCAAACCCAUCGCAGCUCUUUCUUCUUGCAGACCACAUCAAACUUUCCCUCUUAGAACGACAGCGAGCGAUCUCAUUGGAUUUGGAACCCAACAGCCAAGACGGAGAGAUCUCUCGCUCUUUGGAAUCGUUGCACGACGGCAUCGAGGAUGUGGAAAGAGACCUCUCCCAGCUGGAACAGGCCCACGAUGAUGGCGCCGCCGAGUUGAAAGACCAGCUAUUCCAUUUGAAAUCGCAGUAUCAAGAUUUGUCGUCGCAGUUCAGCGGACACAGCACCUCAGCCGGCGCCGGCGGCUCAUCCCCAUCGCCUGAAUUCGCCAAUGUCAAGUCGUCUCCUGAUCUCAAACAACCGGUCCCGCAGCAUCCUCCUUCAAAGUCAGUGCGGUUCAUGAACUCGGCUACAGAAGAAGCUGAUCUCGAGCGACAAAACCUGUUCCAGCCGUACCGCGACUCACCUUCCCCUCCCGGUGUAGACCAAUCUGACAUGUCGAAUGAACAAAUACAUGAUCGACACAAUGAGAUCAUGCGCGACCAGGACGAACAGCUAGAUCGCCUAGGCGAAUCCAUCGGGCGGCAACACCAACUCAGUAUCCAGAUUGGGGAUGAGCUAGAAGGCCAUGUCGCGCUGUUAGACGGUAUGGAUGGUGAUGUUGACCGACAUCAACAUCGGCUAGAUGGGGCUAGAAAACGACUGGACAAGAUCCGGAGAAGCGCGGGUGACAACUGGAGCUUAAUGACGAUCGUCGGUUUGAUCAUUAUCCUGGUCAUUCUCAUUGUCAUUUUGAAAUAA